UUGUGUCCAGAUUGAAAUCGCUCAUCCUUGUCUAACGCAAACUUAUCAUUCUUUGUGAUACCGUGAUUACUUGAUUAGAUUAGUUCAGAUUUUUGAUUUCAAUUUUAUGUACUUUUUACAUUCUUUUGGUCUCAAAAAUGAAAUAUACACCUGUAAUAUUAUUAUUGUUUAUUUCUGCAACUUUAGGUGUGCGUUUGGAAUGUUACACAUGCGAUGAUGUUUGUGGGAAAUCACCUGAUACUUGGAACCGAGUAAAUUGCUCAUUGCCCAAUAAAGAGAAUUUUCUUUGUCAACAUAAAAAACAAAAUGGUAAUGUUUACAAGCAAUGUAUUUCUAACGAAAUGGCACAUAUAGAAGCAUGUGAUGCCAUCAAUAAGAAAAAGAAAAACUCGGAUGAUUACUGUUUUUAUUGUGAGAGGGAUCUUUGCAACGUUAAUUCAUCUCAAAUCCAUAUUGAAUCCUGUGUCAUCUUAUCAUUUGGGGCGAUCGUUAUGAGAUUUGUACUUUGAGCUUUGACAGAUAAAAUAUUUCGUGUUGUGUAAAAAGUAAGAUAUGCAACAAUGCUCAAAAUUGUACUUUUUGUAGUAACCAUUGCGUUACUAAACAUAAUAAUGUAUGCUAUACUAAAUAAAUAGUUUAAUGUACAGGAUGUUUACGGUCUUUCCAGUACCGACAGUGCUGCAGUAAAGGAAAAUGCUUCAUUUGUGAGUUUGAUGAUUUGGAUCUUUGUAACUCCGAAGACGGAUGAUAAUAAUUCUCUUGGAGUUUAAUUAACUUUAGUUGUUUUGCUGUUUAUUUUUGUGAAAAAUAAAUUUUAAGAAAAUAAAAUGCGUAAAACAUUCAAAUAAACUGUUUAUUAAAUACACGGAC
Messenger RNA from Tribolium madens (black flour beetle), 870 nucleotides. RefSeq lists its product as uncharacterized. NCBI's taxonomy places the organism in Eukaryota, Metazoa, Arthropoda, Insecta, Coleoptera, Tenebrionidae. The transcript has 3 exons. Bases 138 to 509 code for a protein of 123 amino acids. The record is from RefSeq and is a predicted model, not a curated record.